Messenger RNA from Scleropages formosus (Asian bonytongue), 5940 nucleotides. RefSeq names its product sodium channel protein type 4 subunit alpha-like. Bases 109 to 5940 code for a protein of 1943 amino acids. The record is from RefSeq and is a predicted model, not a curated record. Lineage: Eukaryota; Metazoa; Chordata; Actinopteri; Osteoglossiformes; Osteoglossidae. Gene Ontology annotation, biological process: neuronal action potential; sodium ion transmembrane transport; membrane depolarization during action potential. The transcript is spliced from 28 exons. Gene Ontology annotation, cellular component: plasma membrane; voltage-gated sodium channel complex. Gene Ontology annotation, molecular function: protein binding; voltage-gated sodium channel activity.
CAUCUUUAAACUCAUCGGCACAUCUCUUUCUCCCCGGAUGCAAUGCUGUAAAUAAGGCUCUUUCAUAUCUGUAAGUAAUCACUAGGACAGGAGGAUCAGGAUGAAAAGAUGGCGACCGUGCUGUUACCAACGGGUCCUGACGGCUUGCGCCGGUUCACUCGCGAAUCCCUGGCCGCCAUCGAGCAGCGGAUUGCAGCGGAGCAGGCCAGAAACGCCAAGGACUACAAGGAGGACCUGGGGAACGUGGAGCCGGCCGCGCCCCGGGUCGACCUGGAGGCCGGCAAGACGCUGCCGCGCAUCUUUGGGGAGAUCCCGGCGGCCCUUGUGGGCGUCCCUUUGGAGGACAUCGACCCUUUUUACAACAACCAGAGAACUUUUAUAGUACUAAACAAGGGGAAAGCCAUCUUCCGAUUUAGUGCCACAUCUGCACUGUACAUUUUUAGCCCUUUUCACCCCAUCAGAAGAGUCUCAAUUAGAAUUUUAGUCCACUCAUUGUUCAGUUUGUUUAUAAUGUGCACUAUUUUGACCAACUGUUGCUUCAUGGCAAUGUCUGAACCAGCGCAAUGGGCCAAGUAUCUCGAGUACACUUUCACUGGCAUUUACACUUUUGAGUCAAUGAUAAAAAUACUGGCGAGAGGAUUCUGCAUCGGUCCCUUCACCUUCCUGAGGGACCCUUGGAACUGGCUGGAUUUCAGCGUCAUCGUCAUGGCAUAUGUUACUGAAUUUGUGGACCUGGGCAAUGUCUCAGCGUUAAGAACAUUCAGAGUACUGCGAGCACUGAAAACUAUCUCAGUCAUUCCAGGGCUGAAGACCAUCGUAGGUGCGUUGAUCCAGUCGGUGAAGAAGCUGGCCGACGUGAUGAUACUCACGGUCUUCUGCCUGAGCGUCUUCGCCCUCAUCGGCCUGCAGCUCUUCAUGGGUAACCUGCGACAGAAGUGCGUCCGCAGCACGGCGCACUGCCUCAACGGAACCUACGGCAACGGCACCUUCUUCUGCAACAACAAGACCUGGGCGUCCGUGAAGGACUUCAUCACAGAAGAAGAAAACUUCUAUAAGAUCGAAGGGGCUAAGGAUGCCUUAAUCUGCGGGAACAGCACGGAUGCCGGGAAAUGUCCUGAUGGCUUCGAGUGUCUGAAAACGGGAAGAAACCCUAAUUAUGGUUACACCAGUUUUGACAGCUUCGGGUGGGCUUUCCUGGCUCUUUUUCGCCUCAUGACGCAGGACUUUUGGGAAAACCUCUAUCAGCAGACUCUCCGGUCUGCAGGAAAGACCUACAUGAUCUUCUUUGUGCUGGUGAUUUUCUUGGGUUCCUUCUACCUUGUGAACCUAAUAUUGGCUGUGGUGGCCAUGGCCUAUGAGGAGCAAAAUCAGGCCACUAUCGCGGAGGCCUGGCAGAAGGAGAGGGAGUUCCAGUUGGCCAUGGAGAAUCUCCGCAGGGAGCAGCAGGCCAUGGCUCACAAAGCGCACGAGACAGACUCGGUGCGAUCCCCAGAGUUGUCCCCGUUCACCCUGAAGGACACCAAGGGACGGAAGAAGAGGAAGAAAUCCCAAAGGACGCUGUCGGAGGAAACCGAGGAGGAUGUAGAAGAUAAGGCGUCAAAGGUGGACGUAGAUGGUGGCCCCAAGAUGCAGCACCUUCUCGUCCGCACUCUGUCAUCCCACCCCCUGAGUGCCAGGAGGGGGAGUCAGGUGAGCGUGUUCACCUUCCGCGGAAGAAAGGACUCGGAGGCGGAGAUGGCGGACGAUGAGUACAGUUUGCACCGGGAAGCCAGCAGCCGGACGGGCUCCUUGGCCGCACCUUGGCCCAAGCGGCGGACAAGCAGCCAGAGCGUGGGGAGCUACUGCUCCCAAGUUUUCAGCCCAUCCCUGAACGUCAACGGGAAACUAUCCGUGGACCUCAACGGAGUCAGCGGCUUGGCUACGGUCAACUCCCUGCCUCUUCCACCAUGUGCAAUGGACAAGGUUAAGGAGGAAAGAAGACCCAGCUAUGACGCAGAGGCCGUUGGGGCACAGUAUCCCCGGAGACUCUCCCCUGAGCUCCUGGAAGAGCCCCAGCGUAGAAACAGGGGUCUCAGCAUUGUGAGCUUCCUCACCGACGCCAUGGAGGAGCUAGAAGAUUCGCGGCAGAAAUGCCACCCCUGCUGGCAUGCUUUCGCCCAGCAGUACCUGAUCUGGGACUGCUGCCCAGCCUGGCUACGCCUCAAGGAGUGGGUCAAGUUCGUGGUGAUGGACCCCUUCAUGGACCUGGCCAUUACUGUGUGCAUCGUGCUCAACACACUCUUCAUGGCCCUCGAGCACUACCCCAUGACAGAUGACUUCAACAGGAUGCUCUCUGUGGGCAACCUGGUUUUCACAGGGAUCUUUACAGCUGAGAUGGUCCUCAAGAUCAUGGCCUUGGACCCGUACUAUUACUUCCAGCAGGGCUGGAAUAUCUUUGACAGCAUCAUCGUGUGCCUCAGCCUGAUGGAGCUCGGCCUCUCCAAUGUUGAGGGACUGUCGGUGCUGCGGUCCUUCAGACUGCUGAGGGUCUUCAAACUGGCAAAAUCUUGGCCCACCUUGAACACGCUGAUCAAGAUCAUCGGGAACUCCGUGGGCGCCCUGGGAAACCUGACCCUGGUGCUAGCCAUCAUUGUCUUCAUCUUCGCCGUGGUGGGCAUGCAGCUCUUCGGAAAGAACUACCAGGACUGCGUGUGCAAAAUCUCUAAGGACUGCUCUCUGCCCCGCUGGCACAUGACUGACUUUUUCCACUCCUUCCUCAUUGUCUUUCGUGUGCUCUGCGGCGAGUGGAUCGAGACCAUGUGGGACUGCAUGGAGGUGGCAGGUCAGCCACUCUGCAUCUUGGUCUUCAUGCUGGUCAUGGUGAUCGGGAACCUAGUGGUUCUGAACCUCUUCCUGGCCCUCCUGCUGAGCUCCUUUAGCUCAGACAACCUGUCAGCUCCCGACGAAGACGGCGAGAUGAACAACCUUCAGAUAGCCAUCGCCCGCAUCCAGUAUGGCCUCGCGUGGCUCAAGAAGGCCCUCUGUGACCUUUUCAACGGCAGCCUGAAGAGGCGGCGCCAGAAGGCCAUGGAGGCGCGAGCCUCGUUCCGCAUGACACGCGUGGGGAACCACGUGGAGGCCAAUGGCACCGUGCCGGGCAUGGGGCGGCCCGAGGAGCGCUACAUCAUCCCUGACGGUGACAGCUACAUGACCAACCCCAACCUCACCAUCAAUGUCCCCAUUGCUCCAGGGGAGUCCGACGUGGAGUUUCCUGAGGAUGAGGAGGACACCGAAUCUUCGGAGGACGAGGAAACUAAACAGCAGAAGGAUGCAGUCAGCCUGUCGGAGGGCAGCACGGUGGACCUGAGGAAGCCCGGAGACGAGGAGGACGAGUACUCUGAGCUGGCCGAAGAGGCCAUGGACCCCGACGAUUGCUUCCCCGAGUUGUGUGUGCGUCACUUCCCUUGCUGCGAGAUUAACACCACGCAAGGGCUGGGCCAGGUCUGGUGGAGGCUCCGCAAGACCUGCUACCAGAUUGUGGAGCACAGCUGGUUCGAGACGUUCAUCAUCUUCAUGAUUCUUCUCAGCAGCGGCGCCCUGGCAUUUGAAGACAUUUACAUCGAGCAAAGAAAAGUGGUGAAAGUGGUGCUGGAGUAUGCAGACAAGGUUUUCACUUACAUCUUCGUCCUGGAAAUGUUCCUCAAGUGGAUUGCGUACGGCUUUAAGAAGUACUUCACCAAUUACUGGUGCUGGCUUGACUUUUUAAUCGUGGACGUAUCUUUAAUAAGCCUUAUAGCUAACUCUCUGGGGUACUCUGACUUUGCUGCCAUCAAAUCUCUCAGAACCCUCCGAGCUCUCAGGCCAUUGAGAGCCCUGUCCAGAUUUGAAGGCAUGAGGGUGGUUGUGAACGCCCUGAUUGGCGCCAUCCCAUCCAUCAUGAACGUGCUGCUGGUCUGUCUGAUCUUCUGGCUGAUCUUCAGCAUCAUGGGCGUGAACCUCUUCGCGGGCAAGUUCGGCAAGUGCGUGAACCGCACAGGGUACAUCCACAAUGCCUCCGUGGUUAACAACAAGUCGGAAUGCCAAGCCAGGAAUGACACGCAGUUCUACUGGACCAAGGUGAAAGUCAACUUUGACAACGUGGGCUCCGGCUACCUCUCGCUCCUGCAAGUUGCAACCUUUAAAGGAUGGAUGGAAAUCAUGUACGCGGCCGUGGAUUCACGAGCUGUGGAGGAACAGCCGAUCAAGGAAUUCAAUAUCUACAUGUACCUGUACUUUGUCAUCUUCAUCAUCUUUGGGUCCUUCUUCACCUUGAAUCUCUUCAUCGGUGUCAUCAUCGAUAACUUCAACCAGCAGAAAAGAAAGAUAAGUGGACAGGAUAUUUUCAUGACCGAGGAACAGAAAAAAUACUACAAUGCCAUGAAGAAACUGGGAUCUAAAAAACCUCAGAAGCCUAUCCCAAGGCCAGUGAACAUACUGCAAGGAUUCUGCUUUGACCUCGUGUCAAAGCAAGCCUUUGACAUCAUGAUCAUGAUGCUCAUCAUCUUGAACAUGAUAACCAUGAUGGUCGAGACUGACGAGCAGUCGGCUCACAUGGAGGCCAUUCUGAACAAGAUCAACCUGGCUUUCAUCGUCAUCUUCACCACUGAAUGCCUCAUCAAGAUUUUUGCCCUACGCUGCUACUUCUUCACCGUUGGGUGGAACAUAUUCGACUUUGUCGUGGUCAUUCUCUCCAUAGUGGGUAUUGUUCUAGCUGACAUUAUAGAGAAAUACUUUGUGUCACCGACUCUUUUCAGAGUCAUCAGACUUGCGAGAAUAGGACGUGUCCUUCGACUGAUACGUGGAGCCAAAGGGAUAAGAACGUUACUUUUUGCCUUAAUGAUGUCUCUGCCAGCGUUGUUCAACAUCGGCCUCCUGCUUUUCCUCGUGAUGUUCAUCUAUGCUAUAUUCGGUAUGGCUAACUUUGCUUAUGUGAAGAAACAGGGCGGAAUUGACGAUAUGUUUAACUUUGAAACCUUCGGGAAUAGCAUGAUCUGCCUCUUCCAGAUCACCACCUCUGCUGGAUGGGACAACCUGCUUAACCCCAUCCUGAACAAUUCCCCGGAAGAGUGCAAUCCCAACAUCACUAACACCGGCACCAACACCAGGGGCAACUGUGGCAACCCGUCAGUGGGCAUCACGUUCUUUGUUAGCUACAUCAUAAUCUCGUUCCUUAUUGUUGUAAACAUGUACAUAGCUAUCAUCCUGGAGAACUUCAGCGUGGCCACGGAGGAGAGCACAGAGCCGCUGAGCGAGGACGAUUUUGAGAUGUUCUACGAGGUGUGGGAGAAGUUUGAUGCCGAGGCCACGCAGUUCAUCGAGUACUCCAUGCUUUCGACCUUCGCGGACUCUUUGUCGGAGCCGCUGCGCAUCGCGAAGCCGAACAAGAUCAAGCUCAUCUCCAUGGAUUUGCCAAUGGUCAGCGGGGACAAAAUCCAUUGUCUGGACAUCCUGUUUGCGUUCACCAAAAGGGUCUUGGGAGAAUCUGGGGAAAUGGAUGCGCUGAAGCAGCAGAUGGAGGAGAAGUUCAUGAUGGCCAACCCCUCCAAAAUCUCUCACGAGCCCAUUACCACGACGCUGCGGCGCAAGGUGGAAGAGGUGUCAGUGGUUAUCAUCCAGAGGGCGUACAGGAGACACCUGGUGCGGCGGCACAUGAAACAAGCCUCUUUCCUCUACCGCCAGAUCAACGGGGAGCACUCCGUCAGCGUGGAUGACGCGCCUGAGAAGGAGGGGCUCAUAGCCUCCUUAAUCAAAGAACAUUAUGGACCAGAGAUGGAGAUGAUAGAGACGUUGUCCUCCACCUCUUCGCCGCCAUCUUAUGACAGUGUGGCCAGGGCUACUGGGGACCUUUACCAGGUUAUCAUACCUGAAGCAAGGAACAAAGAAUACACUGAACCAUACAGCCCCGCGGAAAGAAACCCUUAA